This is a messenger RNA of Mycena citricolor, 1728 nucleotides long. Lineage: Eukaryota; Fungi; Basidiomycota; Agaricomycetes; Agaricales; Mycenaceae. The record is from the annotation of a GenBank genome assembly.
AUGCAGUCCGAGCCAGAGGACGAUGAACCAGCCCUCAAUACGGCACAGAGGGGCAAGAAAAAGUCGAAGUCCACUCUGAUUACAUCUUCUGCACCAGCGCAGCCUCGUCCCAAAUGGACCAAGCAACCCACCGCCGCUCAUUUACAGCAAGCACAAAUCGACAGCGCUGCGCAGGCGAAGCUCGUGGAAGACUUGCAGCGCAAGCUUGCCAAGGAGAAGCGCAAAAACGAGCGUAUCGAGGGCAAGAGAACUUCCCUCUGCACAUCUCAUCAUAUACUAAUCGCUUUCCAAGCUGAACUGAACGAUCUGGACAACUCUCGUUUGCGAGCCGAGUCGGAAGAGCGAGAUGAGCCCCAGGUCCAAAUGUCAUCAUUUUCAGGCUCUUUCCGCUCUAAAGGUAUUGUGGGUGGGACCAAGUUGGUACCGGUCCCAGCGAAACAUCUGUAUCGGGCCGGCGAGAAGCCAGUCAGAUACUCUCAAGCUCCUGCUGGUGAGGAUUACAACAAGGAAGACGAAGAUGAUGAGCAAGACGAAGACGAAGACGAAGCACAGCAGGUUGGAAAGCACAGUGACGGUGGGCUGCAAGACGAGGACGAGGAUCCAUUCAACAAUCACGACUCCCAUUCCUCAGUGUCUCCCCCAUCAUUUGUCAUACACAGUGCCCAAUCACUGACUCCAACACCACACACACCCACCAAUUCGUCGUCAGCCAUCCACACACCCAGCACAGCUGUGCCGCCAUCUACACAAGUCCAGAAGCGCAAGAGCACCGGGAGCGUUUCCACAUCUUCUGGGAGCCAGAAGCGCCGCAAGUUGGGCCCACCGGGAACAGCGGAGAAAGUUCCGGCCCUCAAGAAGGUUCAGUACGUCAAUGGACACUCGCCGGCACGGGCUCGCACCAACGCUAGCGACUUUGUUCAUGCUGUCGAGCUCAAGGUCAAUGAGGCUCGCCACAUCUUUGCUAUCAAGGUCUACACUAUCAACGGCUUUCCGACACCGGCGCAGGAGGACGAAUGGGUGGACGAGUGCUGGUUCAAGGUCAAUGAGAGGUCCGUGGAGAAGUAUGAGCUCAUUGACCGCGUGUCCAAAAUGUACACCACCAAUGCUCGCACCGUCAUGAUUACCGCCAUCCGUCCUCUCAUUCCUGGUGCAUUCAAUCUCCGCUCCGGUCUUGAUGCUGCUACCACCACUGCGAACGAGGAGACCGCUAAGCGAUUGAUUAGGAAGGCAUCCUUUCACUACAAGGAUACGGUCGCGGAAACGGGGUUCAUUCAGGGCCCGAUCAUCCACGAUGCGCUGAAGGCGGUCUGCUUCCCGCAAAAGAAGUGCCAGGGCGUUGAGUUUGCCUCUGAGUUCUCGCCCAUCCGCGUCGAAACACUUGCUCUGCUCUUCACUAUAAUCGAGUUCUUGCUUCGCGAGUGGGAGGACGGCACUUUCACGAAAGCCACCUUCGAUGAGACCGAGGGUGCUAGAUGGUACAAGACACACCUCGGCAACAUCACGGACUGGAAUGCGUUGCUUCCAGCGUCGUCCGAGAGGUUCCGCCAAGCCCUGCAUGACACACUGCGACAAGGUGUUGGGGCCGCGCGUAUCCAGUCUGCUGGAUCUCUUGACGACGCUGCACGUGCUCGUGCACUUGCAGAGCUAGAGGCGAUGAACGUCAAUGAGCCGAUCGUCAUUGCUACGGAUGCUAGUCGGGCCGCUGCUCAAAUUGCCUCGGGAUGGUAG